AUGUCCAGCAAAUCGCGGUGGGCCACCACCGAAGAAGACGCCCGUCUCGACGCCAAACUCAAGGAAGAGAAGAGGCGAAAAAAGGCAGAGAAGGCACGAAAACUCGAGGAGGAGCAAAAAGCGCAGGCGGCCGCGAAUCAAGCCUCCCUACAAGUCGACGAUGACCGGCCCUCGAAACGGCGGAGGACGACGCCCGAACCAGGCGCAAAGCUAGACGACCAGGCGCCUCCAGCGAAACUGCUGCGCUUUCCGGCUGGGAGCUGGGGGAAGUGCAGAAGUGUUGAGAACUACGACAAGCUGAAUGAUAUCGAGGAGGGAACUUAUGGUUGGGUUGCACGGGCCACGAAUAGAGCUACAGGCAAGAUUGUUGCGCUGAAGAGGUUAAAGCUGGAACCUCAAGACCGGAACGGUUUGCCAGUUACAGGUUUACGAGAGAUUCAGAUAUUAAAGGAUUGCAAACAUCGGAACAUCGUUACCAUGGAAGAGAUCGUUGUUGGGGACGAUAUAUCACGGCCAGACAACUCUCUAUUCCUUGUCCUCGAAUUCGUCGAACACGAUCUUAAAUCCAUUCUCGAAGACAUGCCCGAACCUUUUCUCUCAUCCGAAGUCAAGCGGCUCCUCCUCCAGCUUACAUCAGGUAUCGCUUACCUGCACGACAACUGGAUCCUCCAUCGGGAUCUCAAGACUUCUAACCUCCUUCUUAACAACCGUGGCCAGCUCAAGAUCGCUGAUUUCGGCAUGUCUCGCUAUGUCGGCGAUCCUCCACCCAAGCUCACACAACUCGUCGUCACUCUCUGGUACCGCGCUCCAGAGCUGCUCCUUGGCGCAAAGAUGUACGGCGCUGCUAUUGACAUGUGGAGUGUGGGCUGCAUAUUUGGCGAGCUUCUCACCCGUGAACCUCUUUUUCAGGGUAAGAAUGAGGUCGACCAAGUCUCGCGCAUCUUUGAGCUCUGUGGCGUCCCUACAGAAGAAACAUGGCCUGGUUUCCGACGCCUCCCAAACGCUCGCUCAUUGCGUCUCCCCAAAACCCAAGUUGCCACCGGCUCUGUCAUCCGUGCUCGCUUCCCCAGCCUCACCAGUGCAGGCGCCGGUUUGUUGGGCGAUCUACUCUCCCUCGAUCCUGAACGAAGACCGUCGGCGAGUGAGAUGCUUCAGCAUGAGUACUUCCGCCAGGAUCCCAAGCCAAAACCGGAAAGCAUGUUCCCAACAUUCCCUAGUAAGGCGAAUCAGGAGCGGCGUCGACGAGCAGAGCCUCAUGCGCCUGUACGCGGUGGACAGGCUGCGUCUCUGGGCGAUGCUGACUUUAGUGGCAUAUUUCAGGGGCGAGAAAAGGAAGAGAGGGGAGCAGGGUUUCAACUGCGUAUGGUUUAA
This is a messenger RNA of Fusarium sp. VM40, 1371 nucleotides long. The record is from the annotation of a GenBank genome assembly. Lineage: Eukaryota; Fungi; Ascomycota; Sordariomycetes; Hypocreales; Nectriaceae.